This is a messenger RNA of Pan troglodytes (chimpanzee), 3101 nucleotides long. It is a transcript of the gene C8H8orf34, whose product is annotated as chromosome 8 C8orf34 homolog. Bases 759 to 2324 code for a protein of 521 amino acids. The transcript has 13 exons. NCBI's taxonomy places the organism in Eukaryota, Metazoa, Chordata, Mammalia, Primates, Hominidae. The record is from RefSeq and is a predicted model, not a curated record.
AUACAGACAUGACUCAAGGCGUGGAUUAGGAAGGCCAACUUUGGAGGGGAGGGCUGGCUCGCUCAUUUCUCUUCUCCCUGUCAAAUGCUGAAAGGCUGGUUGCAGCCUUUGAGCUCCUGCACUUUGAGAGUUUUCAGCUGGGUUCUCAGGCUGCGUUCACCCGUCGACUUGCUCCAGGCCAAACCAGAUUUUGAAAAGGAAGGCAACUUCUUUUUCGCGGCAAACCCUUAAACCCACGCACCUUCUCAAAACUUUGCCCUUCUCAACCCCUGCGCUAGAGUAGGCAGGGCAGAAGGUGCUGAGGAGAGGCUCAGAAGGGGCGGUGGGGACGAUCCCCUUUCGAUCUGCAUUUGUAGCUGCCAAGGAGUAGCCAACAAGCACCAGAUUUAUGUGCACUUUGAAAGAAGCACCUUCACCAUUGGCUUUUUAAGCGGCGCUGUCGCUAGGGAGCGGCUGGUAGGGCGAGCAGCCUCGGGGAGCAGCCCGGGCUGUUUGUUCCGUCACCUGGGAAAGGAGGUACACACAGUCGCGCGCGCACGGACACACACACGCACGCACGCACGCACACACACCGGUGGCGAGUUCGAGCCCCGCGGCCCCUGUCCACCCGCGUGCGCCCCUCGACACAGCUUGCCUCCCGCCCCCUGAUUCCUGCUGCUGCCGCCCAGAGGAGAAAGGAACCUCUGCCUCGAAUUUCCCCACUGCGCCGGGCGCUGCGGAGAGCGGCGAGGGUGGGCGCGAGGCGGAGAACGCGAUGAAUGAGUUCUCCCCUCGCCUCGGAGUUGUCUGAGUUGGCGGCGCUGCGCCCAGGCUUCCGGCUCUCAGCGCCCCACGCGCGCGUGUCUCCCCGGGCUGCCACCCACGCCCGCGGCCGGGGCCGAGCCAGCCACGCAGGGCAGCCGAGGAUCCGGAGCUCCUGUCCCGGCCCCAGUCCGGGUAAAAGGAGGGUUGUCCCCAGCGGAGGCGCACAGCCGCGCGUUCUCCCUGCACUCUCUUCGCGGUCCCAUCUGUUCCCCAUGGCGUCUCAUCCGCAAACCCGGAUCCAGGCUUACCUGGAGAAGAACAAGAUCGGUCCCCUGUUUGAGGAAUUAAUGACCAAGUUAAUAACUGAGACACCUGACCAGCCAAUCCCAUUUCUCAUUGACCAUCUUCAGUCUAAACAAGGGAACCGUGGACAACUUCAAAGAACUUUGUCUGGAUCUGCAGCUCUAUGGGCAGAAAGUGAAAAAUCAGAAUCCAAAGGAACAAGAAGGGAUUUCAGAAGCUAUGAUAAACCUUGGCAAUUAAAUGCAAAGAAGCCUAAAAAAUCAAAAAGUGACCUUGCUGUGUCUAAUAUUUCUCCACCAUCACCGGACUCCAAAUCAUUGCCAAGGUCAGUAGAGCAUCCAAAGUGGAACUGGAGGACUAAACCACAAAGCCGUGAUUUUGAUGAAUUGAAUCACAUCCUUCAGGAGAGCAAGAAGCUGGGGAAAGCCCUUGAGAAUCUCUCUCGAAGUAUUGCAAUUUCAGAUGAACUCGAUAAGGAAACAGUGACAUUUAAUUCUUCUCUUCUGAGGCCCCGUGUGAUUGGAGAAUGGAUUGGUAGAGAAGAAAACGAUGCUGAUCCCCUAGCCGCUGAAAUGCUACAGCCUCCAAUUCCAAGAAGCAAAAAUGACCAAUGGGAAAGUGAAGAUAGUAGCUCUAGCCCUGCAGGAAGCUUAAAGAUGGAGCCUAAGAACAAAGGAUUAAAACAGCAGCAACAGCAACAUAAGAAACUCCUGGCCGCAAUGCUCUCUCAAGAUUCUUUUGAGUCCAUCCACAGCCCUACCCCAUCUGUAACAGAAGAAGAUAUUGAUAAUGAAGAUGAUGCAAUGGAAUUGCUGGAGGAUCUUAAUGAUUUAAGAAUGGAGGGAGUAACAACCCUGGUACCUUCUGGGAGCAAAUUUAACCAAGGCCGUCCUACUUACCCUGCUGAGCCUCAGGCCAAGGUCACACUGAACAUCUGUUCAAGGUGUGCCAGGCUUCAAGGAGACAACCUGGAAGAAAGGACAGAAGAGUCACUACCAAUACUCCAUUCUCCAGAUGAAAAAAUCCCAGAUUCAUUCGAUUCCUUGCCUGGGACUGAAGAAGCACUAAUGGAGGAGGGUGACGGAUUUGAGAAAGCAUCUAAACUAACAGGACCUGAUGAAUCCUUAAAGCAAUUGCAGGUAAUUCAUCAACCAUGGAUCUUGCCAAGUGACACAGAAAGUGAAGGAGUGGAAGCAGAACAAGAGAAACGUUCCGCUGAUCUUCUUCUUUGCGUUCCAUGCUCUUCUUGUCCUACACUGGUCUACUCUGGUUUGUGAAACAGACAGAAGAAGUUGCAAGUGGUCCUUAAAGAAAUGCAGUUAUUCAAAUCCUUAUGUAUAGUUCUAAUUUUAUUUACUAUGUGUAAUCAUUUAGAGAAUGGUUAUUUUUAUAAUCUCAAUAAUAAACAAGUACUAUCGUAGCCAGGGGGUGCCCAAGUAUGUAAUCAGAGAACACUAAUCCUGGCAAAGGAUUGUGGGGUGGUCAGGAGGCCGGCUGCCUUUUGACAUGGUUAGUGUCCUGGGUUUAGAUUACUUUAUAAAUAGUUAUUAAGAUUAAUAUUUGAUAUAUUAAAUAUUGCCUGAUUCAAAUAACUUUGCUUAAAAUUUUUCUGUAUUUUAACUUGUCUAGGGUUUUCUACUUCUUCUAUUUUUAUAAUAUUUUCUCAUUUUUUAGAUUACUAAACAUUAUACUUAUCCACAUGUGCCAAGAUGUACCAUUUAGGUCUCUGCAGAAAUUAGCUGUUUGGUAUCAUCACCUGCCAUACAUGUUGUGUGCAGCAGUGAGAAGUAUAUUCUCUACCACUGCUCUUUCUCAUGAUUAUUUUCUCUAUUCCUAUUAAAAUGAAUAAUUGAUAUGUUAAUUAAGUAAAGCAAAUCAAUAAGGAAUGAAAUGCAUGGCCCAAAACAUAGAAAAUGAAAAUCGUUUGACCAUUUAUCCAAUUAUUGAACCCAAUUAAGAUGAUCCAUUUUAAAUUUAAUAUAUGCUCGCUUUUGGAAUGUGUUAUGCAUUGAUGUUAAGUGAAUGGAUCUAAGUAAAUCUAUUGAUAUCUCUAC